AUUUUCAAAAUUUGCUGUGCAGAUACUAAAAAGAGAAUCGUCAUUCUGUCCAAGCCAAGCAGUAUUUUAAGAAAAUGACCAAUUACACCAUGGUGACUGAAUUUCUCCUGGAAACCUUUGGUAAUGAAUGGGAGCUAAGGUUGCUGAACUCUGUGCUAUUUCUACUGAUGUACUUAAUCACACUUUUAGGGAAUAUUCUCAUCAUUGCUGCCACCACACUGGACAAGAAACUUCACACACCCAUGUACUUCUUCCUUAGAAAUUUGUCCAUGUUAGACAUUUGCUAUAUAUCUGUCACUGUCCCCAAUGCCUGUGUCACCUCUCUCACUAACAACAGGGCCAUUUCUGUGGCUGGGUGUGCAACUCAAAUAUUCUUGGUCAUUUACUUUGCGAUUAUAGAAAUUAUGUUUCUCACCAUCAUGGCCCAUGACCGCUAUGUGGCCAUCUGCCAGCCCCUUCACUAUCCAGUUAUCAUGAACCACCAAUUCUGUGUCCGGAUGACACUUCUCUCCCUCUUCAGUGGGCUGGUGUAUUCAGGUGUGCACACUGGCAACACGUUCCGACUCAACUUCUGCCAGUCCAAUGUGGUCCAUCAGUUCUUCUGUGAUGUUCCCUCUCUACUACUGCUGUCAUGCUCUGACACCUUCAGCAAUGAGAUUUUGAUUCUUGUCUCUGCAAUUGUGGUUUGUGGGGGCUGUUUUAUCUUCAUUGCUAUAUCAUAUAGUCACAUAUUUUCUACUGUGCUCAAGUUUUCAAGCAAAGAGAGAGGAAAGGCCUUUUCUACCUGUAUUCCUCACAUCCUUGUGGUUUCUGUUUUCCUCAGUUCAAUAUCUUAUGUAUACUUAAAGCCUUCUGUAACCUCUGAAGCAAUUCAGGACAUUAUUCCUUCUGUACUUUAUACCAUAGUUCCUCCACUCUUGAAUCCUAUCAUCUACAGUCUUAGAAACAAACAAGUAAAGGAUGCUGUAAAGAAAGUGUUAUUAAGAAUAUCAUAUUGUUUUGAUUACUGUUUCUAA
Talpa occidentalis (Iberian mole) is the source of this 1016-nucleotide messenger RNA. Its product is annotated as olfactory receptor 14C36-like. Gene Ontology annotation, cellular component: membrane. The transcript is spliced from 3 exons. Gene Ontology annotation, molecular function: olfactory receptor activity; G protein-coupled receptor activity. Lineage: Eukaryota; Metazoa; Chordata; Mammalia; Eulipotyphla; Talpidae. The coding region runs from base 75 to 1016 and encodes 313 amino acids. Gene Ontology annotation, biological process: G protein-coupled receptor signaling pathway. The record is from RefSeq and is a predicted model, not a curated record.